UGGGAAAAAGAUGAAAUUUUAUAAAAAAAAGAUUACAAAAACUAUAUUUAAACUGUAAAAGUGAUCAAAGAGCUAAAGGAGAGCGUGUAAUAUAUUAAAGUGCCUUAAAAAGUGCCAAAACAGCAAAGAGUAUGUGACAAAAAUUACUUAAUACAAACAACCUUCCUGCUUUUGGAAAAAUGUGCAGCAACAAAUUGAACAACAUCACAAAACUAUAAUAAGCUUACUAUCGACGAGAUAACACAGAACAACGACAAUAGCUAAUAAACACAAAUGUCUGUAAAAUAAAAUGAGUCCAUUUCGUACCAAGAAAAAUCGCUCGCUACCAGUGAAGGUGGUAACCUUCGAUUCUGAAUUAGAAUUCAAUUUGGGGCAUCGCCAGACAGGGCAAGAACUCUUUGAUUUGGUUUGUCGCACAAUCGGUUUACGUGAGUCAUGGUAUUUUGGUCUGCAGUAUGUGGAUGCACGCGGUCGCGUCACCUGGCUGAAAAUGGAUAAGAAGGUUAAAGAUCAACGCAUACAAGUACAAGCUAAUGGCUUUUAUGUUUUUAAUUUUUAUGCGAAAUACUUCCCUGAAAAUGUUAGUGAAGAGCUUAUACAAGAAAUUACACAACAUUUAUUCUUCCUACAAGUCAAACAGAGUAUACUCUCAAUGGAUAUUUAUUGUCGACCCGAAGCGUCCGUAUUGCUAGCAUCAUAUGCAGUGCAUGUUCAGUAUGGACCAUACGACUAUGAAACAUAUAAAGAUGGUAUGUUGGCAAGUGCCGAUUUGUUGCCAAAAAAAGUUACCGAUCAGUAUCAAAUGACCCCCGAAAUGUGGGAGGAACGUAUAAAAACCUGGUACAUGGAUCAUGAGCCCAUGACGCGUGAUGAGGUUGAAAUGGAGUACUUGAAGAUCGCACAAGAUUUAGAUAUGUAUGGUGUAAAUUAUUUUCCUAUUACUAAUAAAAACAAAACCAAAUUAUGGUUGGGUGUUACCGCUAUUGGUCUUAAUAUUUAUGAAGAAAAUAACAAACUCUCGCCUCGUACAACGUUCCAAUGGAAUGAAAUAAGGCACGUGAGCUUCGAUGAUAAGAAAUUUACCAUACGCUUGGUGGACACAAAAGUCUCCAAUUUCAUUUUUUACUCACAAGAUUUGCAUAUCAACAAAAUGAUUUUAGAUCUAUGUAAAGGUAAUCACGAUCUAUAUAUGCGCCGACGAAAACCAGACACUAUGGAAAUUCAGCAAAUGAAAGCACAAGCAAAGGAAGAGAAGCAGAGGCGUCAGCAGGAGCGUGCAAAGUUUUUGCGUGAGAAAAAAUUGCGCGAAAAAGCAGAACGUGAUCGCUAUGAUCUACAAAAGCGUUAUGAGCAUCUUCAGGAUGAAAUGCGCAUAGCGAAUGAUGCCCUGCGGCGUUCUGAGGAGACUAAGGAGCUCUAUUUUGAGAAAAGUCGCGUGAAUGAGGAGCAAAUGCAAUUGACUGAAUGUAAAGCACAUCACUUUAAAACGGAAAUAGAUCGUUUACGUGAGCGUCAAAUGAAAAUUGAGCAUGAAAAGAUGGAUUUGGAGAAAAAAAUUCGUGAUGCUGAUUUCUACGUGCACCAAUUGACACUCGAAAAGGAUAAACGCGAAGCGGAAGCGGAAAAACUGAAGAAAGAGCUACAGUGCGCACAAUUAGCAGAGCGUGAGGCGACUGCGCGCCUACUUAAUUUCAUCAAUCAUGGACGCAAAACAUCCACCGAUAGUUUGGUGGCCGUUUCAGGGAAUACGUUAGUCGUUUCGGCUACAAAUACGGCCAUCAGCACCCCUUCGUUGACCACCAGCAAUUCAACUAUUGACAUAGAAACUGCGGGUGGCGUCGAAUUGACUACUUCCAAUCAUGACCUAGCCGCAGAUACAAACGAUAGCUCCUCCGAUGUGAUUGACGAUUUCGAAACGAAAGAAUUCAUACUCACCGAUGCAGAAAUGGAGCAAAUCACGAAUAGUCGUAUGGAGUAUUUAAAGAAAUCCAAGCAAAUGGAAAAUCAAUUGCAGACAUUACGCUCACAAAUUGAAUUGCUGAAAAUCGAAGAAAAUCAAUGCAAUUUAGAUAUUCUAAGUGAUGCGCUUUUAAAAGCAGGCGAAACUAAAUACUCAACGUUGAAAAAAUUAAAAUCAGGAUCGACCAAAGCGCGCGUAGCAUUCUUCGAGGAGUUAUAGGUUGUCUUCGAAAAUAAAAGCGAAAACAAUUUUUAUUUUUUUAAAUGUGUGCGUUUGUCAAUUAGCUUUAAGAUUUUAAGCCUUACAAGGAGACAUGUUGCUUAUAUAUGUAACUAUUACUUUUAAGAUGGAAAGAAAAGAUGCUGUAAUACGGAUUUUUAGUAUUAAAAAGCAGUGAAAAAAGCAAAAAAAAAAA
Ceratitis capitata (Mediterranean fruit fly) is the source of this 2375-nucleotide messenger RNA. It is a transcript of the gene Mer, whose product is annotated as moesin/ezrin/radixin homolog 2. Gene Ontology annotation, molecular function: actin binding; cell adhesion molecule binding. Lineage: Eukaryota; Metazoa; Arthropoda; Insecta; Diptera; Tephritidae. Gene Ontology annotation, cellular component: cytoskeleton; adherens junction; filopodium. Bases 290 to 2179 code for a protein of 629 amino acids. The record is from RefSeq and is a predicted model, not a curated record. Gene Ontology annotation, biological process: regulation of gliogenesis; regulation of cell shape; regulation of organelle assembly. The transcript has 5 exons.